Messenger RNA from Asparagus officinalis (garden asparagus), 762 nucleotides. Its product is annotated as heavy metal-associated isoprenylated plant protein 39-like. The transcript has 3 exons. Gene Ontology annotation, molecular function: metal ion binding. Bases 242 to 598 code for a protein of 118 amino acids. Lineage: Eukaryota; Viridiplantae; Streptophyta; Magnoliopsida; Asparagales; Asparagaceae. The record is from RefSeq and is a predicted model, not a curated record.
CUUUGACUCUAUUUCCCCCUGUUACCUGUUGACCCCUGAAGUAGUAGAGUAGUACAAAUUAGAGAGAGGAAUCCAGUGUCUCUCAACACCAUUUAAGCAUUCCUUAAGCUGCUCAAUCACUCGCUAAAAAGACAAUCUCCUCUCAGCUCAGAUACGUAUAUGACAAGCACGUUAAACAGUUCCGCCGGUGCAAGUAAACUUACUGUGUAUAUAAGCCAUGCUGUGCCCAUCUCUCAUCUGAAUGCAAUCAGUAAUUCUAAGACUUAAGACCACUUUCAUCUUCCAGCAAAUGGCACAACAGAAGGUGGUGCUAAAAGUUCUGGCAAUGAAUGAUGAGAAGACUAAGCAGAAAGCCAUAGAAGCUGCCGCCGAUGUAUACGGGGUUGAUUCAAUUGCUGCUGAUCUCAAGGAGCAGAGGGUGACUGUAAUUGGAGAGAUGGAUGCAGUUGCAGUUGCAAAGAAGCUGAAGAAACUUGGAAAGAUCGAUAUAAUUACAGUUGGGCCAGCCAAGGAAGAGAAGAAAGAAGAGAACAAAGAGGAGAAGAAAGAAGAAAAGAAAGAGGAGAAGAAAGAAGAGAAGAAGGAAGAAAAAAAGUAGAAAAAUAUCAUACUCCAUAGGCAUAUACUGUAGAGGCUUUAGCUCCCAUAAAUUGAGAACAAAUGUGAGAGAUUGUACAAAUAAAGCAAAAGAAUUGAAAAUAUGUAUUAUUUAAUGCUCAACAUUUCCUUUAUAUAUUCCAUCAAAGGUGAACCAUUUCUCUA